CCGAAAAUAAAACAGCCACCUUUCACUAUCAUUAUCGAUCGAAUGCAUCAACGAGUUCAGACCAAGAUUUGACGAGAUAUGCUUUUGUCUCGCACACAAAAAGGUGAAGGGAUUUACCUGAUGCCUCGAUCUGCUCGAAGAAAAUACAAAGUGAUAUCAAAGGCCAAGGUUCCAGGUGCAAAGAAUAACAAACAACAAAGGAUGGCAGGGCUUUUCAUCCUCGGUGGCAUUAUCGUUCACAGUUUCAGAUACCCGGAACACAAUAUAAGAAAGACCGACCCAAUUCAAGGGAAAUUCGAUUUCUCGUUUGGCAUUAAUACAUACCGACUCUUUGAAUCAGACUUCCGAGUCCCCUUCUCGUCACUAGCCCGAGGCUCGAAAUCCAAAAAACCCUUGCCACAAAACACAGCUGUCGUUAUGUUUUAUACGGAAGAUUGGCCUACGAUGGUUGGUAGGAAUUUCACUCCACUAGGAAUUCCCAGAGGGCUCACUGCCUGGCGCCCUUACUUGCAUCAGAUCUUUCCUGCAGAUGAAGGCUUCGAGACUGACCUCGUCAUGACCAGCGGCGACAAUCAAGCGGCCUAUUACACGCUCAGUGUCCACAAGCGCGAGGGGCGAAACACCAACCACAAAUUCAUGGCCGUGCUCGACGCCGAGCCUGGUUGGGACAUGGACUACCAGUACCAGGACCACGAUAUUAUCAUUAGCCGUAUAAACAGAGAGAUGCAGCACAUGAAAGUUACCCUCCCGCAUGGCAGUUCGUACGGCGUUGGGGUGAUAUCGGGUGAUAGUAUCUGGCUCUGUCGGUACGAUCCGAAACGAGAAAGGGCCCGUAGGUGCAAUGUGCCCGGCCGCGAGACGUAUCAUUUGCAUAUCAUAAUUCACAAGGACAUCAUUCAGAGCUGGUUCCGGAAGGUAAAGUUUUACUGGGACCAAUAG
Molecule: messenger RNA, 939 nt
Organism: Aspergillus homomorphus CBS 101889
Lineage: Eukaryota; Fungi; Ascomycota; Eurotiomycetes; Eurotiales; Aspergillaceae
Exons: 1
Coding region: 79-939 (286 amino acids)
Source: RefSeq, a predicted model, not a curated record